This is a messenger RNA of Penicillium egyptiacum, 2922 nucleotides long. NCBI's taxonomy places the organism in Eukaryota, Fungi, Ascomycota, Eurotiomycetes, Eurotiales, Aspergillaceae. The record is from the annotation of a GenBank genome assembly.
AUGCAUCAGCAUCCCCGAUCGGUGCCGUCUCCGGCGCCAAACUUCCCACCCAGACCGACUGCUCGGGACGACCGCAGAGAACAGGAAGCCACGCCGAGCUCCCCAGCUGUCGAUAUGGGGUCUAAUUCUGCCAGGGGGUUGGGAAUAGAGCCGGGACCUCAGCCGUCCGAGCAGGGGAGGAAUGCGGCAGUGGGCAAGGAGGCCCUGACCCGGUUAAAUCAGAUAAUAUCGAACUAUCACACAAAAGCCGCUUUGAUUAUCCUGCAUUCGCGAGUUGCACUGCCUCCCUCCUUUAACAAGGGCUCCGAGUCCCCUAGAGUCAACCGCUGGUUCAACGUUGAAUUAGACGACACAGAUGUCCUUCGGGAACCCCUGCGACCUUGGAGAACAUGCGAUGCAACGGACAAUCGACCACCACCACUCGUUAUCGAAACAUACCUAGACACAAAGGGACUCACAAAUAAUCAAAGUUUGGUGAUUCUUGAUGAGAAUGGGAAGCGUUGGGAUGUGCGCGAGUCGCUCGCGGCGCUUCAGGGAGCCCGUGCUAAGCCAUACCAAUCGGAGAAUGACGAGAUUAUCUUGGAGCGGUGGAGAAUCGAGUUGGGAGAGUCCUCAAGCAGGCUUCCGGCAGAUUUGGGCUCUAUACUGCCGACUGUGUAUAAGAAAAGCAUUGUGCUCUUCCGAUCCUUAUUCACCUACUCCAAGUUCUUGCCCGCAUGGAGAUUCUCUAGACGCAACAAAAAGUUGCGGCAGAGCCCAGCUCUCCAGAUCAAGUACCGUGUGGUAGGUGGGAGCCCUGCUCGCGAUGACCUUUCAUUGGAUCAUUUGACAGCCCCUUUGAGUGAGGGAAGCGAAAAAGUGGUGGACACCUACAGCUUUGGGGUCACGGAGUCGCCCGCAGGCCCCUUUUCAGUUCAAGUCAUGUAUCGGACGAACUGCGAUUUCCGUGUUGACGACUCGGAAGCGCUCCUGAGCUCGCGGUUCAUGGGUGCUGACGACGAGAUCUUUCGUCCAUCGUUGCCUUCAGACGAUGUCAACCGCCCAAAUCCUGAAGUCGGUUCUGUGCCAGUGGAGAGAAGGGCCGUUGAGAGUCCAGAUUGCACACGUGCAUACGGCAGUCUCUCGACCUUCCAUCAGGUUGGCCCCACAACAGGUGCGAGUCCUAUAUCAACACUUCGUGCAAUGAGAGAUUCGGGCGCGGGGUCUCCUUCCCCGACAGACUCACCUAGGAGACUCCUCCCUCCUGCCAAAGUCGUUCCUUCAGGACGUGCUGCGCAGAUCGCUGGUGAAGAUGGAGGCUCAAGUUUCCCACGCCGUCCCUCCGUUUCAUUCCAGCCCUUCAAAGCCCCCCCUCUUUCUGCUUCCCCGGCUUUAGCAGACUCUCCCUUAGGAGUGUCUCCCCGCAAUAUGUCUUCACGCAUCCCAACAGGAACAUCUGCCGAUUCACGCGUCAUGCCGCCCCCUUCUUCUGCCGCUUCAGCGCGCAGACCUACAAAUAUCGCAUCUGAACAAGCUAUAUCAUCCUCUAAUUCCGCAUCCCCCAAACCUGCUCCGAUCUCCCGGUACAGCAGCUCCUUUAGUCACCGACGAGGCCGCCUUUCUGCAGGGACAAACAGACUGGAAGACGACAACUCCAGUGGCCGAGCGAGCGCGACAUCAUCCAAUGCACAGCCUGGGUCCGGCCUACUCACGGAAGCUACAGGCACGAGUGCAGAGUCAAUUCAAGCAGACGAUGAGAAUAUCUCCGAAUUUUUGAAGAUGCUUGAUUCGAAGAAGGACUUAAUGAACUCAUCCACCUCUGCAUCUAUUCAGCCUGGUCCUAACCCCACUGCAGCAGCGCUUGCUCGCUUCCGCGGUAUGCGGGAUUCAAACGCCGCGCUGUCCGACUCAAUGUCACAGUCUAUGCAAAUGCAUCGCUCUUCCAUUUCUUCGAGCAAGCAAUUGUCAGGUGUCCCACCGAUGGUUGCGGGCACCUCCAUCUCCACAGCUUCUUCUCCGGGGAAGCCCAUGUCCCCCCACACCCCUCACACUCCCCACACACCUGCUAUCCGCUCUCGUCUGAGCUCGAACAGCGUCGCUGAUGACAUUGAGACCGACCACCACUCAAGACUCCCUCGCAUACACCACGACCCCCCACUGGAAGAACAUUCUAGCACAGAAAAUACGCGAGCGCCUUCUUCUACCGCAGGUGCUAUUGACAUUCCAACAUCGCCGCGGAUUUUCGAUCCUGCUUACCGCCGCUCGAGCUCCGCAGCUGUACGCCGGCCGAUUGUUACAAGCGACGACGAUGAAAUAUUCCCAUUCGGCAUGCGCAGCCUCAGCCUCGGGGCCGAUGAGCCCGCAAACGCUACGCUGGGUGCCGCCCAACAGCAGAACGAGUCCCGGAAAAACCAACAAUCACCGACCGAGGACCGAAGCGGGCCAUCGGUCUCCACGACGGGACCGUACCGGGACAGCGCAUCCCUCCGCGGGCAGAUGUCCGGACCAACUAGCGCUUCAGCCUCCUCCAACCCCCAUAUCUACCAGCCCCGGUUCGCCAGCUCCCGCGGCCGCGGCUGCUCGGGCGGGCAUUCGUUAAGCUCAGCAUCCAGCAGUCUCGCCCGAGGCGCCAACCUCGCCCCACACCUAGCGGAGCGCGACCAGGACCGCGAUGGCAACGCCAGCGGAAGCAACAGCGGCAACUCCACGCUUGAAAUCCGUCGCGGUUCUGGGCAGCGGCCAAGCACGGGUCGGACGCUGUCUGGACAAGGGCCCGAAGACGACGAGCCGCUGCUCUUCGCUAUGAGCGACUUCGGCGCCUCGCGCCGUAGUCUAGAUGAAGGUAGGCAUGGGAACCACGGUGGAGCUGAAUCGGCUGCUGGGUCCCGGCGUGGUAGCGGGAGAAGGGGAGCAGGGCUCCCGGGCUUCCAUGUUUGGUCGUGA